AUGGUUGUGCAGGUUCUUAUUCUUCAUCACGCUAUCUCCCUAUCCGACAUACUACCCUCUCUAGGACCUCUACUGGCUAUUAUUGUCAACACUACAGUUGCCGCGGAAAACCCACAUGACGAAUACGUUGAACGGGGCACGAACUCGUCGUGGGUCAUCGGUUCCUGCUUAUCAUGUCUGGCUCGCCGGAAUCCGACCGAAUGGCGUAGUCAGGUUGACAUUAAUACUUGGACAACGGAAAUUGUGAAGAAGUGGAGCUGGUCAGGAUACGCCCUCCAUGGACUUGUGUCGAUUAUUCAAGCGACACAAGGACCUGCAGAGCGAAUCUCAUCCGAGACAGUUUACGACUAUCUGCGGACAUCGCUCCUCUCGCAUUCUCGCCUGCUCAGGCUGUCGAUGCUUCAUCUGCUUAAUUCGCGCGUUUUGAACGUGGGAGCUUCUGCCGAAGUCUUGAAGAAGUGCUUACAGGCGGAGGAAGUCAGCAUUGACGUGCACGGCAUUCGCGAACGUGUCAUGAGAAUAGGACGGUUGAGUCACAUCCUCAAGGACGGCGACGAGAUCGGUGCCGAGAUUGCUGUCAGGUGGCUAAUAGCACAACUCAAGGUCAACCUACGUCCACUCUGGGUUCCUACCUCCGAAGCCCUCGCUGCGAUAGCGGAACGGUUUGGUGAUUUGACCUGGAACCUGCUGUUCGAGCAACUGAAAGCUGCAUCAUUGAACCAGCUCUCGGAGCCCUCCCCUGCCUGGAUGUCUGUGGAUGAUAGCGAUCAGGACACAAUUUUUGAGCAAGAGCGGUCCUGGAGGGAUCCUAGUGCACACAAGUUGCGGUCAAGCGUAGCCAAGCGACUUCAUGGUAAUGCUGCAAAAAUUAUCAUCGUACAGGCUCAAGUUGUAGAAGAACGUUUCGAUCAGGGAAACUACGAGCUCCAGCUCCUGAAUGCGCUCUGUGCCUGCUCCUCCCUCGCUGAGAGGCACAACAAGGAUCUGGUUCCCCACUUCCUCUCCCUUGCUCCGCCGGACGUACCUACCAAGCUUGCUCGCCAUAAGCUUAGCGCUUGGCUCACCUUAUUCUCGAAGUUUGCCAACCCGAAGGCUCUCCAUUCGACCGAAGGGUUAUACGCAAUGUACACCAUCCUCCUCUCACACCCAGAUCGCCAGCUGCAGAAACUUGCAGUGUCGUGCAUCCUCACGUACAAGUCCCCUGCCUUCAUUGCGCACCAGGACUCCCUUUAUGCGCUGCUUGAUGACACCCGAUGGCGCGACGAGCUGACACAGCUGAGCAUCGCUGAUAUCAAGGAUGUCGAACGUCCAGAGGUAAUUGAUACCAUUAUCCGAUUACUCUUCGGUGUUAUACUCGAGCGGCGCGGGCGCGGUAGAGGUGGUGAUCGCCGUGCGGCCGUCCUGGCUGCUCUCGCAGGAUGCCGCGAUGAAGAGCUAUACACUCUUGUUGAUCUUAUGCUCAAGCCCAUCAACGAAAGUCGUGAGGUCAGCGACGGUGGGGAAUACAUGACUAAGCCUUUGGCGGACGGUGUAUCAAGCAAGAAGCUUGUUGGUUUCCUAACGCUGCUGGGUGACGUCACCAAGAACCUUGGCACCCGCUUGAUCAACAGGUGGCCUAUCCUUUUGGCGACCCUCCUCGAUCUCGUGGGCUUCGCUCAAGGUCGUCUCGGUUCCACGGCUGCAGAAGACGUGCAGGAGCAAGACGAAGACGUGAGCGCAGAUGAUGACCAAGAUGUCGACCAAGAUGCCGACCAAGAAGGCCCAGGUUCUGCUCGUGCGAUUCGUGCCGUCCGGCAGGCUGGCAUCAAGCGGUUCACCGAUUUCUUCCGCCUACCUAUGACUUUCGACUUCAGCACGUAUGUCAAGGAGGCGUUCAAGACAUUCAUCUCUCCACGUCUCGAUGCUUUGGACACCGAAAAUACACAGGCGCCUUCUGCGCUUCUGGAGCUCUUCCAUGCGUGGUCCCUCAAACGGGAUACUGCCCGCUUCCUGGUUGAUUAUGACGAGCGUACCCUCCCAAAGAUCUAUGACUGUCUGAUUGCUACCAAUGUGAAACCUACCGUCGUUUCCCGGGUCCUGGACAUCGUCGAGCACCUGCUCGGUCACUCGGAGAUAGAUGAGGAUUUUCUGAACGCCAUUUUCAAGCCCCAUGUCGAACUCCUCCUGACGAACUUCGCGGUUCUCAUGGAACGCACGAAAGCGGCGGUGUCCAUGACAGAUCAUAUCGGUCGCAGGCAAAUUACCAUCUUGUCUUCGCUGGCUCCGUACAUGGCAGACUCAAGACAAGCGUCGCUCUUACUCAACGUUUUCACUCCCGUCCUCCGCAGGCCGACGAAGUUAGUCCCCGAGAAGGUCAAGGUCGAUAUGGUCAACAUCGUGAAGAGCCUUUUCCCCGUCGUUGUCGAUCUGAAAGAUUCUGCAAGUGUGACAUAUACGAGGACGUAUGCAUUGCUAUCAUUCCUCUUCCAAAAUUUACGCUCGCGGCCGGCUCGCAUCUCUCUGGUGCUGACAUUCCGCAAGUUCGCCGAGAUCGAUUCUUCUUUGUACUCCCUUGCCGAACUUUUGGACUCCCUCAAUGCAUGGUCGACGAAGCGUAUGGAGGAGCCUGACUUCGGCAGGCGAAUCGAGGCCUUCGUGGAGCUGAAUGAGAAAAGGCAUGCAACACUGACAGCGAAAGAAUGGCUUCCGAUCCUCUUCAACAUGCUCAACUUCGUUCAGGAGCCCGAGGAGCUGACAGUGAGAACCAACGCCUCGCAUGCCAUGAAGCGCUUCCUGGACCGCGUCGAAGAAAUUGGGGGCGACUACGAGGCAACAUUCAAUAAUACGCUCUACCCCGGACUCAAGAACAGUCUGCGUUCGAAGAAUGAGCUCGUCCGCGCAGAGAUUCUAGGGAUCAUCUCCUACGCGGCGAAGAAGUGCGAGCGUCUCUCCUCGUUGCGGGAGAUGCGUGUCCUGCUCGCGAACGGUGACGAGGAGGCUAACAUAUUCAACAACAUCUUGCAUGUCCAGCUUCAUAGGCGCACCAGGGCAUUGCGCCGUCUCGCAGAGUUAUGUAUUGAAGGCGCACUUCGUAGCUCGACCCUUACCGAUAUCUUUAUACCUCUUGUCGGUAACUUCAUCGUCGACGGGAGCUCUGUGGAUCACCACCUCGUGACAGAGGCCAUCAUAACAACAGGAAAGAUGGCGAGACAGCUUCAGUGGGGUGCCUACUACACACUCAUCCAACAAUACCUUCGACUCUCGCGCAACAAGGAUGUCUCAGAGCGCGUUUAUGUCCGCACUCUUGUUGCGCUCCUAGACAACUUCCACUUUCCCAUGGACGUUAUGGUCUCGAGCGAUGAGGGAGAAGAACAAGCCGUGUCAGAGGAAGGAGAGGAAGAGCUACCCGCAGAGCGAUCAGACACUGCGAAGAAGCAGGCCCAUAUCGCCGAGAUCGUCAGCUCGCGUCUUCUGCCCAACCUCAUCUCGCAUCUGGAGAAACGUGACGAGACUGAGGACAGUCUUCGAAUUCCAAUUGCGAUCGGUGUUGUUCAAGUCGCCAUGCACCUUCCCCUGGUGGCUCGAGAGACCCAGAUCUCUCGUCUUCUGACGGUCCUUAGCCAGGUGUUCCGAAGCAAGUCGCAGGACACGAGAGACCUAGCGCGCGAGACGCUGUGCAAGAUCGCGAUAAUCUUGGGGCCAUCGUACCUUCCCCUCAUCUUGCGCGAGCUCAGGACGGCUCUUCUGCGAGGACCCCACCUACACAUUCUGGCGUACGUCGCACAUGCCCUGUUGAUCCACGUCACUUCUGGAGACCACGCCACGACCUUCUCCAAUCUAGAUGAUUGCGUUAACGACAUCGCCCACGUCUCUGCAGAAGUCAUCUUCGGCGAAUCGGGCAAGGAUGUCCAGUCCAAGGAUUUCAAGACCAAAAUGCGCGAAGUACGCGGGUCUGCAUCCAAAGGCCUAGACUCAUUCGCUCUUGUCGCUAAGCAUGUCACUCCUCCGAAAAUCAGUAGCCUGCUGGUUCCCGUGCGCAACAUUCUUCAGCAGACCGAAACGCUCAAAGUCAUGCAGCAAAUCGAGGAUCUCCUGCGUAGGAUUGCGGGUGGUCUCAAUAUCAACCAGCACUUGACGUCUAAGGACCUCCUCGUCCUUUGCCACACGCUCAUUAGCCAAAACGCGAAAUUCCUCAAGCAAACGCCCAAGGCGAUUCCUGCGAAUGAAAAGACGAAGGGCGACGCGCUAACAGAAAUGAAGAAGCAUUUGACUGCGCAGGCCGACCAUUAUGCGAACAACUCGUUCAGGUUCGUCAUUUUGGGUCUCGAGUUGUUCAACACUGCCUAUCGGAGGAGCCGUUUCGAUUUCAAAGACCCUGCGGUCAUCGCUCGUCUGGAGCCCAUGCUCUCUGUCAUCGGCAACACGCUCUAUUCGAAUCACAUGCAGGUGGUCGUCUCCGGCUUAAAGGCCACCGCUGCGAUCGUCAGAUGCCCUCUGAAAUCGAUUGUCAAGUCUCUUCCUGUCUUCAUUCGCCAGAUUCUACAGGUCAUCAAGCAGACUGGAUCGACCGAGGCUGAACUUGUGCAGAUUGCGUUCAAGUCCCUGGCCGCCAUCCUUCGGGAACAAUCUGCGGCGCAAAUCAAGGAGAAGGACCUCGUCUUCCUACUUGAGCUGCUUUCGCCUGAUCUAGAAGAGCCCAGCCGUCAGGCUGCGGUGUUCAUUAUGCUGAAGGCUAUUGUCGCCCGCAAGUUCGUCGUACCCGAGAUUUACGAUCUCAUGGACCGCGUCUCGGAGAUUAUGGUUGCUGGUCAGUCGCCUUCUGUCCAGGAGCAGUGCCGUGCCAUCCUUCUUCAAUUCCUCCUGGAUUAUCCCCAAGGCAAAGGCCGUCUCCGCAACCACAUGACAUUCCUGGCGAAGAACCUGUCAUACGUGUACGAGAGCGGUCGGAAAUCGGUCAUGGAGCUCCUCAGCGCGAUUCUCGCGAAGUUCGACCCUGCCCUCAUUCGCGAGUACUCCGACCUUCUGUUCGUCGCCUUGGUCCUCGUGAUCGCCAAUGACGAGUCCUCGAAGUGCAGAGAGAUGGCUUCGGAGCUGGUGAAAAAUCUCUUUGUUCGCCUGGACGAAGUCCAGCGACGCGUCGUCAUGACACACGUCCAUACUUGGGCCUCACAGCGUGCACAGCCACAGCUUGCUAGAGUUUCUUCACAGAUCUACAGCAUUCUGAUCGAGCAUUUGCGGGGAGACGUCGCGCAGUACGCCAGAGCUAUCCUCGAAGACCUCAACUCCAUUCUCGACUCGACGUGCGAGCUGUUCGAGCAGGAAGACGACAACGCUGCCAUGGACGUUGACAUCGAAUGGCAAAUCCCCUACCAGGCGCUCAACGCGCUGUCGAAGCUCCUGCGCGUGCUCACCGAUCUUGUGCCCCAGUUGGACGAAGUCGCUUGGCCGGGUAUUGCCAAGCUGCUCUUGUUCCCUCACGCCUGGGUGCGUACGGCUGCAUGCCGUCUGCUCGGCGUCCUGUUUUCCGCUGUACCCGCUGCAUCACCCCGUGGGGACCUCAGUGACAGCUCGCCGUUGUCUCUUGCUGGCAUGGAGGAGGUCGCUCGGAAACUGUGCUUGCAGCUCCGAAGCGAGCAUCUCGACGCUGCGCUCAGCCUGCAGAUUGUCAAGAACUUGUUCUACGUUAGCAAGUGCUUCGCCAUGUAUGAGGCGACCUUGCCUGCAGAAGACGAUGGAGAGGAGGAACAGGAGAAAGAGUCUUCGACGAGACGUCCACUGUCGUGGCUCUUCUCUAAGCUAUCCUUCCAAGCCAGAUCCGCGCACAUCGCGAGGAGAAACAAAUCCUCCAGCCCGGACAACUGGUACCAUCAGCCUAUAUCUGUUCUUCGCUGGUUUGCUGCAAUGGCCUCUUUCAUGGAGCCGUCGCAAGUGGAGAAGUUCCUGGUGCAUAUCCUUUCGCCUGUCUACCGCAUCGCCGAAGACGACACUAUCCGCGAUUCGCACAUGGAUGAACUUAAGACCACUGCGGUCGAGCUUCAGGAGCUUGUGCAAAACAAGGUCGGCACAACCAAGUUCGCGGAGAUCUAUGGCCGCAUCAGGCAGAACAUCCUGGGUGUGCGUCGGGAACGCAGGACAGCGCGUGCAGUCCAGGCAGCAAAAAGUCCAGCGUUGGCGUCGAAGAAGAAAGCGCAGAGGAACGUGGCAAAGAAGGAGAGCCGGAAACGCAAAAACAGCACCUUCGCCGAGGGGCGAGGCAAGUUCAAAAGGCGCAGGGACGAGUAG
Molecule: messenger RNA, 6261 nt
Organism: Phanerochaete carnosa HHB-10118-sp
Lineage: Eukaryota; Fungi; Basidiomycota; Agaricomycetes; Polyporales; Phanerochaetaceae
Exons: 7
Coding region: 1-6261 (2086 amino acids)
Cellular component (GO): nucleolus; 90S preribosome; small-subunit processome
Source: RefSeq, a predicted model, not a curated record